UUACGUGACGUUUGCAUGACGCUUGUUUAUGAAGAUCUACAUAUUAAACUGUCAAACGUAAUUGUUAAUAAUUGUGUUUGUUAUUUUUAAUUAACAAUAAAAAUAUUGUUGAUAUUUUGAUAUUGUUGAGUAUUUAAUUAUUAUCAAUAAAAAACAAUAAAAAAAAUCAUGGAGAAACCACAAAAAAUGCCCAAAGUGGCAAAGGUAAAAAAUAAAGCACCAGCUGAAAUACAAAUAACAGCUGAGCAACUUCUUCGUGAAGCAAAAGAACGUGACCUCGAAAUACUUCCACCACCACCAAAACAAAAAAUAUCAGAUCCACAUGAAUUGGCAGCAUAUCAAUUGAGAAAAAGAAAAACUUUUGAGGAUACUAUUAGAAAAAAUCGUACUGUAUUAAGUAAUUGGAUGAAAUAUGCAGCUUGGGAAGAAAGUCAAAGAGAAAUUGAUCGUGCACGUUCAAUAUAUGAACGUGCAAUGGAUGUUGAUCAUAAAAAUAUAACAUUAUAUUUAAAAUAUGCUGAAAUGGAAAUGCGUCAUCGUCAAGUACAACAUGCUAGAAAUCUUUGGGAUAAAGCUGUUACAUUAUUACCAAGAGUCAAUCAAUUUUGGUAUAAAUAUACAUAUAUGGAAGAAAAAUUAGAACAAAUUGCAAAAGCACGUGAAGUAUUUAGAAGAUGGAUGGAAUGGCAACCAGAUGAACAAGCAUGGUUAACAUAUAUUAAAUUUGAAUUACGUUAUAAAGAAAUUGAUAGAGCAAGAAAUAUAUAUGAAGAAUUUGUAAUGACACAUCCACAAGUUAAACAUUGGAUAAAAUAUGCUAGAUUUGAAGAAACACAUGGUUUUAUAAGUGGUGCAAGAAGAGUAUUUGAAAGAGCUGUUACAUUUUAUGGCGAUGAAAAUAUUGAUGAAAAAUUAUUCUUGUCAUUUGCUAAAUUUGAAGAAGGACAAAAAGAACAUGAAAGAACAAGAGUUAUUUAUAAAUAUGCAUUAGAUAAAUUACCAAAAGAUAAAACACAAGAAAUAUAUAAAGCAUAUACAAUACAUGAAAAAAAAUAUGGUGAUCGUUCUGGUAUUGAAGAUGUCAUUGUUAGUAAAAGAAAAAAUCAAUAUGAACAAGAAGUUGCUGAUAAUCCAUCAAAUUAUGAUGCAUGGUUUGAUUAUUUAAAAUUACUUGAAUCAGAAGGUAAUUUAAAUCAUAAUGAUGUACGUGAAGUUUAUGAAAGAGCCAUAGCAAAUGUACCACCAACAAAACAAAAAGAAUACUGGAAAAGAUAUAUUUAUUUAUGGAUUAAUUAUGCUUUAUUUGAAGAAUUAGAUACUGAAGAUAUUGAAAGAUGUCGUCAAGUAUAUAAAACAUGUAUUGAAUUAAUACCACAUAAAAUAUUUACAUUUUCAAAAAUAUGGUUAUUAUAUGCUAAAUUUGAAAUAAGACAAAAAAAUUUAACAAUUGCUAGAAAAACAUUGGGUAUGGCACUUGGUAUUUGUCCAAAAGAUAAAUUAUAUCGUGAAUAUAUUGACCUUGAAAUACAGUUACGUGAAUUUGAAAGAUGUAGAACAUUGUAUGAAAAAUUUUUAAAAUUUGGUCCUGAAAAUUGUACAACAUGGAUGAGAUUUGCUGAAUUAGAAUCAUCAAUUGGUGAUAUUGAUCGUGCUAGAGCAAUAUUUAAAUUGGCAAUAUCACAACCAAUACUUGAUAUGCCAGAAGUAUUAUGGAAGGCAUAUAUUGAUUUUGAAAUAUCACAAUGUGAACCACAAAAUGCUAGAGAUUUAUUUGAACGUCUUCUAGAAAGAACAUCACAUGUUAAAGUAUGGAUGACAUAUGCUAAAUUUGAAUUACAAAAUGAUAUUGUUGAAGAGGGCAUUGAUAAAGUUGUAUUGGCAAGAAGAGUAUUUGAAAGAGGAAAUACUGCAUUAAGAACAAAUGGUAAUAAUGAAAGUCGAGCUUUGUUACUUGAAGCUUGGCUUGAAUUUGAAAAUGAAAAAGGUGAUGAAGAGAGUCGUGCUAAAGUUGCAGCUAAAAUUCCAAGAAGAGUUAAAAAGAGAAGGAGACUUGUUGGUGAUGAUGGCUCUGAUGAUGGUUGGGAAGAAGUAAUUGAUUUUAUUUUCCCCGAAGAUGAAUCACAACGACCAAAUUUGAAAAUUCUUGCUGCUGCUAAAAAUUGGAUUAAAGCUAAAACAGUAUCAACUGAAAAAAUUGAGGAAAAAAAUAAUGAAAAUAUUAAUCCACAAUCUGAUGAAUUAUCAAGUUAAAUUUACAUAUAAUUUGUUUUUUAAAUUGUCUAGAAAAUAAAUAAUAAUAAUAAUAAUUUUAAUAAUUUUUUUUUUAUUUGAAGGUUGAUUUUGAAUGAAUAAACUUUUAAUCUGCUUUUUUUUUUUCUAUGCCCAUUUUUCAAAUGACAUAGAUAUCUAUACUGGAUUUCAAAAUUGUAUUAUAGAAAUUUUUCGUUUUUGCGAGGUGAGACAUUGUAUUGAAGUUUUAAUUUAAAUAAUAAAUAAAUAUUUGUAUUUGUUGUUAUGAAUAGGAAGAAUGUAAUAAAAUAAAUACACCAAGUAAAAUUACAAAGAAAAGAAUA
Aphidius gifuensis is the source of this 2573-nucleotide messenger RNA. Its product is annotated as protein crooked neck-like. Gene Ontology annotation, molecular function: protein binding. Gene Ontology annotation, cellular component: precatalytic spliceosome; U2-type catalytic step 2 spliceosome; Prp19 complex. NCBI's taxonomy places the organism in Eukaryota, Metazoa, Arthropoda, Insecta, Hymenoptera, Braconidae. The transcript has 2 exons. Bases 169 to 2250 code for a protein of 693 amino acids. Gene Ontology annotation, biological process: spliceosomal complex assembly; mRNA splicing, via spliceosome. The record is from RefSeq and is a predicted model, not a curated record.